This is a messenger RNA of Synchiropus splendidus (mandarinfish), 3563 nucleotides long. RefSeq names its product zinc finger protein 420-like. Gene Ontology annotation, molecular function: RNA polymerase II cis-regulatory region sequence-specific DNA binding; DNA-binding transcription activator activity, RNA polymerase II-specific. The record is from RefSeq and is a predicted model, not a curated record. Lineage: Eukaryota; Metazoa; Chordata; Actinopteri; Syngnathiformes; Callionymidae. The coding region runs from base 141 to 3434 and encodes 1097 amino acids. Gene Ontology annotation, cellular component: nucleus. Gene Ontology annotation, biological process: regulation of transcription by RNA polymerase II. The transcript is spliced from 7 exons.
AAAUGCGCAUGCGCUGUUUGGGUACCCUGUAUCUAACCGCCCUUCCUCCCCGCCAACUUGCAGCGCAGGGUCGGGCGGACAUCGACUCACAACAACCCUAACUUUAUUUCUGGGACAAUUAAAAUACCGGCCGACCGAACAUGGAUAUGUUACAGCACGCUGAAAAUGGUGAGAUGGGGGCCGUAUCGAAAUCCGACUUGACUCUUUUACUGCCCUCUCUCCGCCUCUUCAUACCACCAUUGCGCCUGGUGUCAGCAGCAAUGUGGCAGGUGGUUCAGCGGGGAGAAGUGCAAAAUUACGGCCUGGUGGAGGAGUUCAUCAGCAGCAUCUCAGAAAUUGUCCCUGAACUUCUGAACGCUGACCAGAAGGCUCAACUCUUGCUGGGCCUGAGAGCACGGGUGGUUCUGGAACUGUGUCGAUCUGAGCCGGUAGCGCUAAGGGAAACUAUUAACAGCCACCUGAACAGGAUCAAGACCCUUGUGUCCGCCUGGGCGUCACAGCCUUGCUUCGCAGAUGUGGAAUUCCCAGAGUCCGCAUUUGUGGAUCAGAUUGAGAGUCUGUUGAAAGACACGGAGGAAAGAGAAAUGUUCUUCCAGGAUGUGUUCCCCUCCGCUUUUGGACCAGACUACGACAGUGCUCUUCAGGUGUUGAUGCUCGAUUUUCUCUCGAGAUUGGAGAAGCUUCUCCUAGUUCCAGACAUUCAGCAGACUGCCAGCCUGCUCAAUACAAUCCCUUGUGCCCUUGAGCAGUGCUUGACUUCUGUGUCUGACCUGAAAGACUUGAAAUCUGUGCUCCUGUAUUACACCUCACUGGGUCAUUUUGAUUUAUCAGACGAAACACAAACUAUCCCGUCAUCAUUUGGGAACUGCAUCCUUUCCUCGCUGUCACUCCCCCAGCUGGAGAAAGUUGUAAUUGAUGCGGAUCAAUUGCAGUUGCAACCCCCAUCAGAUCACAUAGCCGGGUGCAUGACAGUCCAGGUGGAGGGUGACACCGUCACAUUAUUGGACUACAUUCAUAUUGAGCAACCAUCAGGUUUACUAGACGCUGAUGACCAAGACGAAACCGCGAUUGUGACGGAAACACCGGAGAACACUGAGAGCGCGGAAGCAGACGAAAGUAUGAAGCUUGCUGCCUUUCAACCGCUGAAACAAAGCAAGCGACUACACUUGAAGAGAGAGGCUUUUAAGAACGAGGAGUCUUCUUCUGCAACAGCCAAGAGACAGAGACAGAAACACCCAAGUAACAAGACGUGCCCCGUGUGCGGCAAGACUUUCCUGCGAGCUGCCGCCAUGAGAAGACAUCAGGAGAUUCAUUCUACAAAUCGAGACCUCAAGUACAAGUGUGCCAACUGUGACAAACGAUUCAGGGAUCAGUAUGAUAUGAACAGACACAACAUGCGAGUACAUGAAAAGGAGGAAAUAACAUAUCCCAAGGUCGAUGAGACCUUAGAGCUGGAAAGCUCUGAAAUGCUGGAAAACAAAAACUGCUCUCUAUGUGGGAAGUAUUUUGCCCGGCAGAUGGACAUGGAUCGACACAUGAAGUCGCACUCGGAGGAGCGGCCGUACAAAUGUUCCUUCUGUGAGAAGAGAUUUAAGAACCCCUAUGUUCUGAAGCGCCAUCAAAAGGAGAUAUGCAAGAGCAGAGAGCUGAAAAAGACUCCUGCCGCAGCAAAGCGAAGAGAAGUGCCGUUGCCAAACCCUCAGGUGCCGCCAGAUACGGAGGGCAAGAUGUGCCCCAUAUGCAGCAGGAUCUUGCCGUGUACGGCAGACAUAGCAAAGCAUCUCAGGUCUCACACAGAAGAUCGACCGUAUGUGUGUGUCACAUGUGAGAAGGGCUUCAAGUACAAGGACACAUUGAAAAAGCAUCAGAUAAUUCAUGGCCAUGAAGGGAUCCGGGAGGAAGAGAGCAAAACAGUGGAGCAGAUUUUGGCUGAGGCUGACAUGCAAAAUGUCACCGACCCAAGCAUUCUUGACAAAGUUCAUCCAGAUGCACCUGCUGUUGAAUCAGAGGAACAGCAAGUGCCUCAUAAAAAAGUGAGCAAGAAAAGCCAGAAAGCCUGUCCUGUGUGUGCGCGGCAGUUCGACAGCAUAAAGACCUUGAACAGACACAUCCAGUGCCACACGGAGGAUCGACCCUAUCAUUGUGUCCACUGCAAAAAGCGCUUCAAGCACAUGCACGGCCUGAAACGACACCAGAUUUAUGCAAUUUGUCAUAAGAAAAUAACUCGCUUUCCCUGGAAGAGGGAGCUGAGAGCUGCACCCAGUCACAGUGAGCACACCGAGCAACAGCAGGGAGGAGCCCUGGUCUCUGUGUGGUGCUCCAACUGCGGCAACCAAUUUGAAAACCUGUCCGCUCUCAAGGAGCACCAGGAGAAUGUUUGCAAAGUGGAGCUGCGGGACGUCAUGAAAUGCGAUGACUGUGGGAAAGAGUUCAAGAGCGUGACGAUGUUCAAAGUGCACCAGAGGAUCCACGAUCCUCUGUACUGCAAGGAGUGCGGGAAAAUACUCGCUAGUGAGGCUGCGUUCGAGCGCCACAAGCUCAUGCACAGACCGAUGCAGUGCACAAUGUGUGACAAGACCUUCACCCUCCUGAGGCGGCUCAGGGAGCACUACGAGAAGCAGCAUGACUUCACUGGACCAUAUCCUUGUUUGCAAUGUGACAAAACCUUCAUCCAGCUAUCCUACCUGGCCAUCCACCAGAGGAUCCACAAAGGAGAGUUCCCAUAUCGCUGUGACUUGUGUCCUGAGAAGUUUAGGUCCUCCAACUGUCUGACCGUUCACCAAAGGAAGCACACUGGCGAGAAGCCAUACCUGUGUUGGCAGUGUGGGAAGUGCUACCGCUCGGCCUCUGAACUCACCGUGCACAUGGGGACGCACUCGGAAGAGAAGCCCUGGUCGUGCACGCAGUGUGACAUGGCUUAUCGCACCAAACUGCAGCUGACCAAUCACGUAGAGCAGAUUCACAUCGGCGUCAGGUACCCGUGCAACAGCUGCGGCAAGCAGUUCAUGAAGGAGACGUCUCUGAAGAGGCACGAGCUCAUCCACACAGGUGAGCGGCCCCACCAGUGUACCGUGUGUGGCAAGACCUUCCUGACCGCCAAUGAGCUGCGGCUACACAACAGGUACCACACUGGCGAGAGGCCGUACAAAUGCCAGUUCUGCGACAAAGCCUUCAUCCAGUCGGGGUAUCUGAAGUCGCACAUGCGCAUCCACACCGGGGAGAAGCCUUUCAGCUGCGACAUCUGCGGCAGAGCCUUCCGGAUGUCCUAUCACAUGAAAAAGCACCGGCGCACGCACAACAUGGAGCAGAGCUACUCAUGCGAGGACUGCGGCAUGGUCUUCAACCACAAAAAGUUUCUGUGGGAGCACUCGCUCACUCACGAAAUGAAAAUGGAAACAUCGUUUUCAGAUGAAGUGAGGCUUGAAUUUCAGUAGGACCCUUUUUUUGUCAUUAUAACAGCUUGGCUUCUUUCGGUUUGACCAAAUUCUGAACUUUAAUGAUUGAAAAGACAGAUCUGUGAAGCACUAAAAAUCAUUUCCAACUGGGAACCUUGAAAAUAAAAC